UUCCUCUAUCUCAUGACUCAUUCCCAGUUCCCAUCACCAUUUCCGUGUGUGCGUUUCUCUCUCCCUCUGAUCUCUUGUUGGCUAAUAACUCUGUUUCCAUUUGAGGCUCAGCUCCUGCAUUCCAUCUCUCAUGACGCCUUGGGCGGAUAUAUGCAGCCAGAGAAAGCGCGGCCGUUGCCGAAAUUCGGCGAGUGGGAUGUGAAUAACCCGGCCUCAGCCGAUGGAUUUACAGUGAUAUUUGCCAAGGCAAGAGAUGAGAAAAAAGGAACCGGAAAUCCCGCCGCUUGCCCACCGCCGGCAACAAGGCCCGGUGAUCCCCGUGAUGACGACCUCCCCACGAAAAGGCGGUUCUGCUGUUUCUGAAACAUGGGUAGGAGGUUGUAAUUUGUAAAGGAUGUGAAAGCAGGGCUGAGGAAAUUUUUUUAUGUAAUUUCCACAUUUUAAUUUUAAAUAUUUUUAUCUAAAAUAUAAUUAGUAAUUGGGUUUAUUUAUGUCAUCAAUUACUAAUUAUUGAAUAGUAUAUUGAUUCAAUCCCGACGUUAGGUAAAAACCAACUUAUUAAUUAUUAUGUAAAAAUAUCAAAAAAUAAGAAUGUGUUAAUGGUAUUAUUCUUUACUA
This is a messenger RNA of Ipomoea nil (Japanese morning glory), 618 nucleotides long. RefSeq names its product RPM1-interacting protein 4-like. The transcript has 3 exons. The record is from RefSeq and is a predicted model, not a curated record. Lineage: Eukaryota; Viridiplantae; Streptophyta; Magnoliopsida; Solanales; Convolvulaceae. The coding region runs from base 13 to 363 and encodes 116 amino acids.